Zasmidium cellare ATCC 36951 is the source of this 453-nucleotide messenger RNA. RefSeq lists its product as uncharacterized. Lineage: Eukaryota; Fungi; Ascomycota; Dothideomycetes; Mycosphaerellales; Mycosphaerellaceae. The record is from RefSeq and is a predicted model, not a curated record. The transcript has 3 exons. The coding region runs from base 1 to 453 and encodes 150 amino acids.
AUGGGCAACUGCUUCGGAAAAUCGAGUUCAACCUUCCAAGGCGAAGGCCGUACACUCGGAGCACAGCCAAGCAAUGCGCCCGCCCAAUCGAACAACGCCAGCGCUGCAGCGCCAGCUAAGAUCAGCGCACCGGCUGGUGGACGAACGUUAGGCAGGAACCCACAGGCACCAGGCGAGUCGCAUACACCUGGCGAAGCAGCAGCGAAAGCAGCAGAACUCGGUUGGACCAAUCCUAUGAAGGUUGCAGACUGCGGCCAUGGGAGGGACGAGCUUGGGGCGAUACUCUUUGCGUUGAAGGAACGAUUAAAAGCUUCACAAGGAAAAGGAAAGCUUGGGAAGCAAUUGGACGCACAGAAAGGACAGACACAAGCUGGAACAUUGGCACAAAACGCGAGGGAUAAUGUUGCGGCACGAGAUGCAGAUGCAGCGGCCGAAGCAAGGAACUGGAACUAG